AGAUCAUCCAUGAUUCUAUUCUCAUCUGAACACCUCCUCCUCUACCCUACUCGGUACUUGAGUGAGCCCCCGCCCUUUCCGCAUUCUGACUGAAUCCUCAAUCGCUUCGAAUUCAUCGCUGGUUGCUGGCUCAACCUCACCUGUUCCGCGCGGUAGACGCAUCUCCUGCCUUUUCUCCGACCGACCGGACGUCUCUUUGGCGACAAUAUGUCGUCGACUGACAAUGGCCUUCUAUCCCCACCGCCAGUCCAUAAUAUCCCCCUCAAUGAUUUAGAAUCCAGUCGCCCUCGCCGUUAUCACACCCCAAAUUGGUCCGAUCUAACCGACCCCUCGGCUCUCGCUCCUCAUGUCAAGCAGCACAUGGAUAACGGCAUCGACCGUCUGGACGACUUCUUCACUAAGGUCGCCAUCUUCAUAACUCCGAGUUACUUGCAGCAUCAUGUUGGCGGCAAGUCGCAGCCCCCGUCUAGACAACAUGCGAUCGCAGCGUUGGAUGGUCUGCGCGGCUGGGCCUGCCUGCUGGUCUUCAACUUCCACUUCCUCUUCACAUAUACCUGGAAGGUUGCCGUGGGCUGGGGAUUCAACAAUGAGAAUUUCAGCGUGCUGCAGCUCCCUAUCAUACACAUGCUGGUCUCUGGUCAUAUAAUGGUGGCUAUCUUCUUCGUCAUCUCCGGUUAUGUGCUCUCCUACAAGCCAUUGAAGUUGAUUCGCAGUCGCUCCUGGGAACAGACCUUCACUACCUUAGCCUCAUCUACCUUUCGCCGCGCACUCCGUCUCUACAUCCCGUCUGUCGUCGGCAUCUUAUUGGUCUUUAUCGCGGUCCGGUUGGGUGUGUACAAUUACUCACAUAAAGUCCUCGUAGAGGGCCACACCAUUCUCGGCACGAACGAGCAGCAUCCUCCAAUCAUGCGGUCCUUCUACAAACAAUACUGGGAUUGGUACCUGACAAUCGUUCAUCUGAUGGAUCCUUUCAACUGGGCUCUUUACUACAACUACUAUAAUCCCCAUCUGUGGACCAUCCCCGUCGAGUUUCGCAGCUCUAUCGUGCUCUUCCUCACCCUCCUGGGCACCUCUCGCUUGACAACACCCGUACGUAUCUCGCUUGUCAGUGGCCUGGUUUGGUUCUGUAUGCGCUGGGGUCGUUGGGACAUUGUCCUCUUUUUGUUCGGCAUGCUGAUGGCGGAGGCGGAUCUUAUCAACGGCACCUGGGAGCGACCUGCGAAUGAGAGCGAAUCGAAGCCCAGACCUGGGCACCGACACUUCCUCCCGAAGCAGCAAAAUGCCCUUAGACAAAUACUACCUUUCCGUCUCUCUACCCGCAAUCUUUGGAUCGGCCUCUUCGUCCUCGGUCUGUAUCUGGGAUCCGCCCCGAACACCGGCUACAAGUGGACUCCCUUCUACCGUUGGACUUGGGAGAUUACCCCUCGAACCUACCCGGAGCCGCAUCGAUUUCCCCAGACCCUGGGCGCUGUACUCAUUGUGUUCAGCAUCAACCACUCUAAGGAUCUCCAAAAGCUCUUCAUCCACCCUGUCUCACAGUACCUAGGCAAGAUCUCAUUUGCCUUCUACAUUGUCCACGGGCCCAUUCUCCACUCGCUGGGUUACUCUCUCAUGCCUAACAUCUGGGCCGUCGUUGGAAAAGAGACCAACUUCCAGUACUGCCUGGGCUUUUUGAUUGGUUGGCUCAUCUGUCUUCCCAUCUCCCUCUGGGCUGGUGAUGUCUUCUGGCGUGCGGUGGAUAUUCCCAGCGUGAAGUUCGCCCGUUGGCUGGAAGACAAGCUCAUCGUGAAAACAGCUAAGCCCGAAAGCUCCAGCUCGAACUCACACCUGCACUAGCUGAGUGCAUUAACGCUGGAUGUUUGGUCAUAGCGUUGGCCUGCGAAGUCCACCGCUUCAUUGUAGGCUCUAACCUCCAUCAUCUUCCUCUGCCUAAUUCACGAAGCGCGCUCGUAAUGGCUGGAUUCCCCAAGCUAGCGAGCAGACGCCCGCCCUCAAGUGAGGAACUCAUCUCUGUAUCCUCACCACAUGCAGUGAAACAAUUGAGAUUUAGCGCGAACACGGAUUAGUGACCUGCAAUGGAGCGACCUUGACACAGCGGAUAACGGGAAAUGAGAUGCAAGUGUGGGGUCAGCUGGGGUCGCAAGUGCGUCUUUAGGGGUGGAUCAAGUAUUGAUGUGAAACGGCAGACGGCUGUAAAGAAACCGAUGCUGCCACUUGUAUAUCUUGAAGCGUUGUAUAUAGAAUCGCCGUCGACCUGGCUGAGAAGUCAGUAGACGGUCAUGUAGCUCGGCGCCGGCCGCCAGCCCCAACAGCUCCGGCAUGGCCCGCAAGGCGCCGAAACGGAGUAAGGAAUGAAACCAUGAUCAGUCAGAUACAGGACUUCUGAUUAAAAUGAA
This is a messenger RNA of Aspergillus welwitschiae, 2396 nucleotides long. RefSeq names its product acyltransferase family protein. Gene Ontology annotation, biological process: polysaccharide biosynthetic process. The coding region runs from base 208 to 1836 and encodes 542 amino acids. Gene Ontology annotation, cellular component: membrane. Gene Ontology annotation, molecular function: acyltransferase activity, transferring groups other than amino-acyl groups. The transcript has a single exon. Lineage: Eukaryota; Fungi; Ascomycota; Eurotiomycetes; Eurotiales; Aspergillaceae. The record is from RefSeq and is a predicted model, not a curated record.